Molecule: messenger RNA, 3757 nt
Organism: Molossus molossus (Pallas's mastiff bat)
Lineage: Eukaryota; Metazoa; Chordata; Mammalia; Chiroptera; Molossidae
Gene: SH2B3
Product: SH2B adaptor protein 3
Exons: 7
Coding region: 1-1695 (564 amino acids)
Biological process (GO): intracellular signal transduction
Cellular component (GO): plasma membrane
Molecular function (GO): transmembrane receptor protein tyrosine kinase adaptor activity
Source: RefSeq, a predicted model, not a curated record
AUGAACGGGCCCGCCCUGCAGACCUCCUCGGCCUCCUCCACGCCCUCCGCCGCCUCGUCCCCCGCGGCCCCGGCCCCGCGGGGCUGGAGCGAGUUCUGCGAGCUGCACGCGGUGGCCACGGCGCGGGAGCUGGCCCGGCAGUACUGGCUCUUCGCCCGCGAGCACCCGCAGCACGCGCCGCUGCGCGCAGAGCUCGUGUCGCUGCAGUUCACCGACCUGUUCCAGCUCUACUUCUGCCACGAGGUGCGCCAGGGCCGCGCGCCUGGGCCACCGGCCCGCGACUACCGGGAGGCGGGCUGCGUGCCCCCCGCCAAGGCCGAGGCGCCCCCCGCCGAACCGGGCCCGGGCCCCGCCGCCCCAGCCCUGCCCAAGGCCCGCAGCUCCGAGGAACUGGCCCCGCCGCGGCCGCCCGCGCCCUGCGCCCUGCAGCAGCUGCGCCAAAGCCUCCGCCACAUCAUCCGCCGCAACUCGGCCGGGGAGCUGCCGGCCGCUGGGGCGGCGGGGGAGGCCCGGGCCAAGCACGGCCUGGCCAGGAAGCUCCUGCACUGGAGCCUGGCCCGGGAGCCGCCGCCCGAGGUCCUCAAGGAGGCGGCGCUGCGCUACAGCCUGGCCGACGAGGCCUCCAUGGACAGCGGGGCGCGCUGGCAGCGCGGGCGCCUGGCCCUGCGGCGCGCGCGCGGCCCCGACGGCGCGGACCGCCUGCUGGAGCUCUUCGACCCGCCCAAGAGUUCAAAGCCCAAGCUGCGUGCAGCCUGCUCCAGCAUCCAGGAGGUCCGGCGGUGCACACGCCUCGAGAUGCCCGACAACCUCCACACCUUCGUGCUGAAGGUGAAGGACCGGACAGACAUCAUCUUUGAGGUGGGAGACGAGCAGCAGCUGCAUUCGUGGAUGGCCGAGCUCCGGGAGUGCACAGGCCAAGGCAGGCUGGAGAGCACAGACCCCGAGAGGAUGCAUGUUCCCUCAGCUCCAGAGCCUGGCUCGUCCAGCUCUCCCAGGGGAAGCACAGAUUCCCUGAACCAAGUUGCUCCUCCUGGGGGGUUGCUGGACCCAGCCUGCCAGAAAACAGACCACUUCCUGUCCUGCUACCCCUGGUUCCAUGGGCCCAUCUCCCGCGUGAAGGCAGCUCAGCUGGUUCAGCUGCAGGGCCCUGACGCUCAUGGAGUGUUCCUGGUACGGCAGAGUGAGACUCGGCGUGGGGAAUAUGUGCUCACAUUCAACUUCCAAGGCAUAGCCAAGCACCUGCGCCUGUCGCUGACCGAGCGGGGCCAGUGUCGAGUGCAGCACCUCCACUUCCCCUCGGUCAUGGACAUGCUCCGCCACUUCCAGCGCUCGCCCAUCCCCCUCGAAUGCGGAGCUGCCUGUGAUGUCCGGCUGUCCAGCUAUGUGGUCGUCGUCUCCCAGCCACCAGGUUCCUCCAACACUGUCCUGUUCCCCUUCUCGCUUUCCCGCUGGGAAUCAGAGCUGGGCCUUCCCCACCUUGGCUGUCCGCAGGGGCUCAGCCCGGAGGGUCUCCCAGGCCGGUCCUCUCCCCCAGAGCAGAUCUUCCACCUGGUGCCUUCGCCUGAGGAACUGGCCAACAGCCUGCACCACCUGGAGCCUGAAUCUGCCAGCCGAGCCCGGGACUCAGACUAUGAAAUGGACUCCUCCCCCCGGAGCCACCUGCGGGCCAUAGACAACCAGUACACACCCCUCUGACAGGCAGUGGAGCCUGGAGGAGCGCAGCCGCAGACAGGGCUGGUGAAUGUAACUUUCCUUCCUUUCAGAGAGUUAAGGGUCACUUAACUGCUCCUUCCAGUGUGGAUGUGACCCUCCUAUUAGGCCUGUUAAAGGGCCUCCUGUAAGUUCCCACCGGCUUUCUCCUUGUUGUUUACAGCUGUAGUUCCUGCUCGCACAUGCCGCUAGCUCCUGGCAGUGGAGACUCGCUCCUUCUCACUGACACGGCUGAAGACAGACAGACUUUCUACGUGGGGGAGAGGGGUCAUCAGGAAGCCCAAAACACUAACAAGCCCUGGACUCUCAUGGUUUCCCACUGUAGCUCAGUCCACGUGGCAGCUCUGGGCACCCAUGCCCCAGGCGCCCGAACCCAUCCUGCUUCGACACUCAGCCUUACGACAAAGCUGGCAGACGGUCAGGCUAAGGUCAAAAUGAUCUUAAACAUUUUACCUCAGAUACAUUUCUCAAAGGAUUCAGGUGUCAAAACUAAACCAUUGCUUACUUUACUGCACUGCUUGAACUAACACCAUCCGAUUUUUGCAGUCAGACAGCUAUGCAACCCUACGUGCCCGGCCUGACCCAGCACACCUGGCUUCCUGGUCCGCUGUAGCCUCAGGCGGUCACUGAACUGGGAGGGUGGCAGAUCACAGUUGUACCCUGGUGCCUUAUGACUAGAAAACUGGAUUCAGCUUUAUGGUGAGACUCAUGUGAGCGGUGAGAGAGAAGGGCUCCUGGGCCUUUCUAGUAAACCCUUCAUGGCUGGCUCAGAGCCCACCAGCCCCUAAUGGCUCAUUUUAGAGCCAAAAUGGAAGCUACGAAUCUGGUGCCAUAGCUAAACGAGGAACUCCUUCGACAGCCCACACUCAGCGCUGUUCCAGCCUCCCCUGGUGAAGAGUGCGCAAGCACACCGCCCCAACACCCAGGGAGGCCCCGCAGUCAGAUCUCACCUCUCCUCCCCACCACACUGGGGCCAGCAGAGUCCUUCAGUGCAGCCAGGCUCAACCAAGUGGCUUCAGGAAUCUGGGAGUUCAGCACAGUUUUCGUGCAUAAAAAUAUACAUCAGAGGCUAAAAUUAACCUGUGGCCUGAAACUGCUGCCUGCCUUACCCGGGCUGAGGGCUUUGUCUGCUCCCUCCAGCCAUUCUCUAUACUCCAAGAGGUCAGAGGUGAGCUUCUAAAAUUUUCUGGGCUGUUUUGGGGGCAAAAAGCCACCUCAACACUUCUGGGUGUUUUCACAGGUUGUAAAGCAGAUCCGAUCCAGACUUUUGGUCCAUUUCUAAGGACACUUAUUCUCUAAGUGAUGAAUGCUACACAAAGUGUGAGCCAGAGGAGCGCGCACUAUCUGAACGUCUCUUUCAAAGAGAAAGCUUGUCGCAGAGAGUCAAUGCUGACAAGUCACUGGUGCAGGAAAGGGGUUAAACAAUGACCCAAGCAAACCCCCUCCCUCCACAUCUGGGCAAUGACAUCUUCAAGCCAGGGGCACUCACUCCUUGGCAGUCUCUCAGCAAGUAAUUCUCAGGUAGGGCCAAGAGGCACGCCAGACACAGCGAGCUGGCAGCUCUGACCUCUGCUACAAAAUGCAAGAUCAGACUCAGAACUGAAAGUCACCCACCUCUAGACUGCUUCAGAAUAACACGUUCAAGAAAAACAUUUCCUUUCUAAACAUGUCUACAUUACCAGGACAGCUCAAACACACUCCACCAGAAAGCCCCGUCACGGCCUGGGAAGAAGUGACCCUAAGCCAGUGCCGCCCCUUCCACUAGAGCAGGUCAAGCUGGAGGAGAGGGAGCUAGAUGCCCUCAGUGACCCUACUGGCUGUGGCCAGUCCGCAGCACGAUGCGUACGCCACCCUCCUUCCAGUCCUGACGUGACCACUGCUGGCAGCCAGGGGCCGGGCCCGGCUCCGAGUGCCAAGGGGACCGUGAGCACCAGCUCUCUGCAGCUACCGCGGGUCAGACGAGGGCAGCUGGACUGCUCCCAGCACCGUCACUUCCUUAAUCUGACUUCAACCAACUUUUACAAACUAACAGUCACCAGCACCAAAG